Molecule: messenger RNA, 381 nt
Organism: Neurospora tetrasperma FGSC 2508
Lineage: Eukaryota; Fungi; Ascomycota; Sordariomycetes; Sordariales; Sordariaceae
Exons: 5
Coding region: 1-381 (126 amino acids)
Source: RefSeq, a predicted model, not a curated record
AUGGUAUCAGAGUAUAUUACUAGAUUGACUGAAUCCUGGAUUCUGGUUGGUCUAGGUCUGGGAAGAUGCAUUCACCUGCAGAUGGCUGUAUAUUACAGAACGGAAGUCGCGAUCAACGUGCAUUUAUCUACGGAUCUACCUACUCGUGAGGUCUUCAAAAUUGACCGUCUGACUAGUGGGCGAGCCACUAGUCAGACGGUCGAUUUUGAAGACCUGACGAGUACUACCGCCCGCCUGCCUGCCUGCCGUCCACCCCGCGCACGGUCCAGUCUAGUUGCCGCCUAUACCCGGUUGUACCCGGCACUAGCGUACGGCCUAGCCCAGCACCCAAUACCCAACACCCGGCUCCCGGCGCUAAUUGAAUAUAUUCAAUUGAGUUAG